Molecule: messenger RNA, 3971 nt
Organism: Platichthys flesus (European flounder)
Lineage: Eukaryota; Metazoa; Chordata; Actinopteri; Pleuronectiformes; Pleuronectidae
Product: single-stranded DNA-binding protein 2
Exons: 17
Coding region: 259-1335 (358 amino acids)
Biological process (GO): positive regulation of transcription by RNA polymerase II
Cellular component (GO): nucleus
Molecular function (GO): protein binding; single-stranded DNA binding
Source: RefSeq, a predicted model, not a curated record
AGUGAGAUAGAGAGAGAGAAAGUGUGUGAGAGAGGGAGAAAGAAAGAGAGAGCCAAAGACACGGGGGUGGAGUUAUUCCAUGGGGGGCGUGGUCGAGCCGCUGCCACUCACUGGCAGUUGCCAUGGCGAGCGGGCGGUCCCGACCAGCGGGGCAUCCAAUGGGAGGCGACGCUGCGUGUGUCGCCAUGGUGACGGGGCCGUGCCCGGGGAGGUUGUGAUGGGUUGACAGGUGCGUGACAAUCGGAGCUCUCUGCAAGCAUGUACGCCAAAGGCAAGAGCAGCAACGUGCCGUCCGACAGCCAGGCCCGAGAGAAGUUAGCUCUGUACGUUUACGAGUACCUGCUGCAUGUAGGAGCCCAGAAGUCGGCACAGACCUUCCUCUCAGAGAUCCGAUGGGAGAAGAACAUCACAUUAGGAGAACCUCCGGGGUUCCUCCACUCGUGGUGGUGUGUUUUCUGGGACCUGUACUGUGCAGCCCCGGAGAGAAGAGACUCGUGUGAACACUCCAGUGAGGCCAAGGCCUUUCAUGACUAUAGCGCUGCAGCAGCUCCCAGCCCAGUCCUUGGUAACCUUCCCCCAGGAGAGGGCAUGCCAGUGGGACCAGUCCCUCCAGGAUUCUUCCAGCCUUUUAUGUCACCUCGGUACCCAGGAGGACCCAGACCACCUCUCAGAUUACCCAAUCAGGGACUUGGAGGAGUCCCAGGUCAGCCGAUGUUACCCAGUGGAAUGGACCCCUCAAGACAGCAAGGACAUCCCAAUAUGGGAGGGCCGAUGCAGCGGAUGACUCCACCCAGAGGCAUGGUACCGCUGGGGCCCCAGAGUUAUGGAAGUGGAAUGAGACCUCCACUAAAUGCUCUGGUUGGUCCUGGGAUGCCUGGCAUGAACAUGGGACCUGGUGGGGGAAGACCUUGGCCGAAUCCUCCAAACUCCAAUUCGACCUCAUACUCUUCUGCAUCUCCAGGAAGUUAUGUGGGACCUCCAGGAGGUGGAGGGCCACCUGGGACCCCAAUAAUGCCAAGUCCAGCAGAUUCAACCAACUCCGGCGACAACAUGUACACUUUGAUCAACACUGUCCCUCCAGGUGGAAACCGACCAAAUUUUCCUAUGGGAGCAGGUGGCGAUGGCCCAUUAGGGGGAAUGGCUGGAAUGGAACCUCAUCACAUGAACGGAUCAUUAGGGUCAGGUGAUAUGGACAGUCUGCCGAAGAACUCGCCUGGUAACCUAAGUAUGAGUAACCAGCCGGGGACCCCCAGGGAGGAUGGAGAGAUGGGAGGAAACUUCCUCAACCCUUUUCAGAACGAAAGUUAUUCUCCAAACAUGACGAUGAGUGUGUGAAGGUUUGGGCGGCACCCCGAUCACUCGCUCAGUGCGCUGGUGCAGAGAAAAGCAGAGAGACUGGAUGUGACGUCAUCUUGGCCAGUGACUCUUCCUCCACCACCACCACUGACCCAGUCAGGACAGUUGCCCCCCCCAGGGCUCCGUCCCUCUCCACCCCCUCUACAUCUCUUCCCCAAAUCCUUCAUUGGUUUCUGUUCACCUCUCCUCCUCCGUUAUUUGGUCUCCCCCUGUUCUACGUGGUGACCCUGCUACAUUCAUCAGUUCUUCCUCUGCAACCAUGAGACUGUACAAAGGAACCAAACGGAUGAGAACCCUCGGAGGAGAACUCUUUGUAUAUUUGCAAAUGCUGUGACUGUGCACACUCACUCCAGUCACAGACAGGUGUUUCUGCCUUUUUGCAUCAUGUCCUGGAGUUCAUGCUCAAAAACAAAAUGGCCAGUAUCCUAUUUAUGCUAAAGUUUAAAUUUCCAAGGACUUAAAGAGAUAGAGACACUUUUUUGAUUAACAGUAAAAAUGGUAUCUUACUUGUUGUCACAUCUUUUGUCUUUACCUGAGAAAUCACUUGGUGGAGGAGAAUCGAGAGACAUCACAAUCCUAUUAACAUGCGAUUUUAAUCGACAUAGAUAUUUGUAAAGUCAACUUUUGGGGCUUUUAAAAUUGUGUUUUAUGUUUUAUACAAUGGGUUUCAUGAUUAUUUUUUAAUUUUCCGUCACACACUUUUCCACCACAAAUGUGAAAAAUGCAAAAUCACUCCCUCUCACCUCUGUUACAUUUCCAAGGCCUGAUGAGGAACAUGAGUUUAGGGCAAUGUCAGCGACUUUCAGGCUUAAAACAUAAAUCACUCAAGGCCUCCUCACAACUUGAAAUAUCUUUCUGCAUUGAAUAGCAACAGAGAAAACUGAGCUUUGUUCAAGGCUUAAAGGGAGAAUACGUGACUUUUGACCUGUAGCCACUGAUGUCACAAAUUGUGUCGGAAUACUAAAUUAUAAUAAUGAUGAUAAAACAUAUUGCAAAAGUGGAGAAGCGCUGUAAAGUCCAUGAAGUGGCUUGGUAAUGUCCGUCAUAGCAUUAUAGAACUGUCUAGUUCAAGUUUGUAACCUUAGCUAACAUAUAGCAAACCAAAAAGCUAUUGGUCAAAAUAGAAGCAAAUCCCCUGAGGGAUUAGAGAAAGUUACAAAUUCCUUUCUGCCAUUAGUUUCCUCCAUCGCUCUUUCCGAAACUUUGCUUCUUAUUUUACGGGACUGGCUCCUCCAACCUUGAGGACCUGCGGAUCACUUUUCAUCUGGCCUCCACCCGUCAACCUGUAAAGCUUGGGAGACCCUGCACAUUCAAACUUGAUAAGCACUGAGAGGCAACGGAAGAAAUGUCCCUCAAACUUUUGAAAUACCCCCAAGGAAACGUAUCAGGCUUCAUCAAAGCCCAAAACGUUUUCUGGGAGGUAAUUAGUGAAAUAUCUCUUUAAGUUGCCAGACACUUAGCAAAGACCCAGAAUAAUAAUUUUAGCCUUUUAGUUGUGGCAAAAUAGCGCUCUUAGGGAUUGUCGCAGUUGCCCCCAUAAGAUUAAAUAAGACCCCUUGCUGCCAUAUUGCGGCUGACAUCAAAGGCGAUCUACUGGACAGAAUCCGAAAGUUCUGCAAGUACCAUUCAGCACCCUUCAAACCAGAUCAGCCCUAAUGCCAACUGUCACUGAAUUGCGAGAAGCAGCAGAAAAGAGGAAGAAGGUUUGAACAGCAGAUAAAUGGAAAAUUCUAAAAAACUUUUGUUUUAUGCAAGUGAUCUUUGAUCUUUAAGCAGACCACCUUUGUUGCAACUCAGACUUUUUUUUUCUGUUCACAGCACAAUCACACAAACAAGUUGUUCUGUCUUAUGUAAAGAGGUUAUCUAAGGUGAACAGAUAGUGAAAUAUUAGUCAGGCUUUUGUUUACUGAGGCCUCUCUUGACCUCUGGAUCCAAAUGAUUUAUCGGUUAUGUCACAGUUGACUGGACAGAAAUGUCAAUUAACAAAAAUCGAAGACAAACCAUAAAGAUUUUAAACCAUAAGACGCAAGCUUCACUCCGGUCACCCAUACUUUAGUGUCAUCCGGAAUAACUGUGAUCUCAGAGGGAUAUGAGAGGAUGGCUGGUACAGAGCUAAAAUAAGCUUGUUUUUAAUCAACGUUUUGAACUUUUUUCACUGCCCAGGAUUGUAUCAUGUAUAAAAGGUCAAUAUGCCUGUGAACAUUCCCCGUUACCCUCCCGUACUGCAAAGUGUACAGCUCACAAAUGUAGCUCCUCUGUCUUGUAUGUGUAUUUGAUAUUAUUGUUAUUAUUUAAAGAAAAUUCCGUAGAGUUAUCGCAAAAUGGAGCGAUGGACUGAUGAUGCACCAUCACGACUGAAUUGCGACUUUUUUUAAAGAAUAUUAUUAUGGUUCUUUUUUUCUGUUGUUGUUGUUAGAUUCGAAGCCAUAAGUGGGAGUACAAGAAAAAGUGCUUUUUUAAAUGGAAUCAUGUUCUUUGUUUUGUGGCAAAACGUGGGACUCCAUUUGUGAUGUAUUCAUUUUCUCUUUUUUAUUCUUUAUUAUUGUGUUUUUGUAAAUACAGAGAAGUAUUUCAUGGGUUUUGAAUAUGCUGGUAUAAAGCUUCUCUUACCUUAA